Nothoprocta perdicaria is the source of this 765-nucleotide messenger RNA. RefSeq names its product LSM1 homolog, mRNA degradation associated (gene LSM1). The coding region runs from base 54 to 455 and encodes 133 amino acids. Gene Ontology annotation, molecular function: RNA cap binding. Gene Ontology annotation, biological process: deadenylation-dependent decapping of nuclear-transcribed mRNA. The record is from RefSeq and is a predicted model, not a curated record. Lineage: Eukaryota; Metazoa; Chordata; Aves; Tinamiformes; Tinamidae. Gene Ontology annotation, cellular component: Lsm1-7-Pat1 complex; P-body. The transcript has 4 exons.
CGCAUGGCGGCGGUUCCGCUCGGCCCCGCGGCGGCACCGGCGGUACCGGCACCAUGAACUACAUGCCGGGUACGGCCAGUCUCAUCCAGGACAUCGACAAGAAGCACCUGGUGCUGCUGCGCGACGGGCGGACGCUCAUCGGCUUCCUGCGCAGCAUCGACCAGUUCGCCAACCUGGUGCUGCACCAGACCGUGGAGCGCAUCCACGUGGGCGCCAAGUACGGGGACAUCCCGCGCGGCAUCUUCGUGGUGCGCGGCGAGAACGUCGUCCUGCUCGGAGAGAUCGACCUGGAGAAGGAGAGCGACACGCCGCUGCAGCAGGUCUCCAUCGAGGAGAUCCUGGAGGAGCAGCGGCUGGAGCAGCAGGCCAAGCUCGAGUCGGAGAAGCUCAAAGUGCAGGCGCUGAAGGAGCGCGGCCUCGCCGUGCCGCGCGCCGACACCCUCGACGAGUACUAGCCGCUCCGGAUGGAACGCGGGCGGAUCCGCACAUCCCGGGGAUACCGGCACGGUGAGGAGUGUCGCCGCGCGCGAGCGCCGCUGAGCCGAUGCUUCGCGUUUCGCUUCGCGAGGGCCUCGCUACGGACGAGCGAAUUGCGCCGUUGCCCUCGAAGGAACCGAAUGCUCUGGCGAGAGUGAGAUUUAUGUUGUUCGGGAAUCAAAGCCCCUUUUUGGUGUUUUUUUUUCCUUUUUUAUUUCCUUUUCAUAUGUGACUCUGGGCGAGCGCUCAUUCCGUGACCUGUAAAUAAAUCCUCAGUCUCCGCAGUGC